AUGUUCGCAACACAAUCCCCCCAAACUCCCUUCCGCCAAACCCACUACACCCCAAUCCAUUCCUCCCCACUCAGCAAACACAACACGACUCCACCCACAUGGACCAUGUCCCCGACGCGUAGCAUGCAAAGCGCGUCGCAAAGCACAGCACCAAACCCAUUCAGCAAUGCACCACCAAUCUUCAACAUCCAAACCGAGCCAAUAACCCGACACAUGCAAAACCACCACUCUCCGAUCCCAAUGAACUUCCACGCGUCCGCAUCCGCCUCAACAACACCAACCUCCACAAACCCAUUCCUCACCCACACGCAAACACCCGCCUCGCCCUCUUCGCCCACUCGCCAAAAACCCAAAUACGAAGCACGCUACGCUUCGAUUAUCGCGAACCCGCUCCAGGGCGCGGCAGGUCUGGCGCGCUCGAAAACGCGUAAGAUGUUCCUUAAUCGCGUGCGUCAUGAGCGUGACGAUGGGCGCUUUGAGGCGCGCGGCGAGCAGAUGAUGCGGAUGGAACAUCUUGCUGAUCGGAGACGGUGGGAGGAGAGUAUGGCACGGGAUGGGGAGGGGGUUGUUGGGGGUCUUGAGGGGGAUGAGGAUGAUAUGCUUCCUGGUAUGUUUGUUUCUGGUUUAAUUGGUGGAUAUGUGUGUGGAUGGGAUAUUGGAUGGACAUGGAUUGCUGACUUUGGGGGCCUGGUAGAUGAUGUCGAUGCACUUGAUGAGUUUAUAUCUCAGGAGGAGGCUAUGGAGAUGGCUCUUAUGGAGACGCAAACUGGACUUCCCGCCAGGGUUUGGGAUUUACGGUCCAAUGGGCCCGGGGUUCUCUUCAGUGAUGAUGAGUAUGAUGACAUCUUUAUGGGAUUGUCAGAGCCUCGGGGAGAUCAGUGUCAGUCUCAGUCUCAGGAUAUGGAUAUGUCGUGA
Messenger RNA from Penicillium expansum, 915 nucleotides. RefSeq lists its product as uncharacterized. The transcript has a single exon. Lineage: Eukaryota; Fungi; Ascomycota; Eurotiomycetes; Eurotiales; Aspergillaceae. Bases 1 to 915 code for a protein of 304 amino acids. The record is from RefSeq and is a predicted model, not a curated record.